GAUGUGUGUAACCAGCCUCAGAUUUCAGUAGAGGAAGAACGCGGAGACGUCACAUUGGAGAGAUGCAACCAGCAGUAGCUGCUUCAGCACUAAUCACACAACAUUAACAUAACUAGCUAGUACAAGCUAACAUAGCCUGCUAAAUAAUUCGCCUGUGAAAUAUCAUACAUCCGGAAUUGCAAAUCUGCAAGAAACAAACGAAAUAUCCAUAAACGGUGGUAAACGGAAAACAACAUAACGGCCAUACACAGUUAUCGUGGCUUCUCCUUGCAUCCAACUGGCAGGCUAUUUUGGCAAGCUAGCGAAGCCAACGAUAGCAAACUCUGCCUUGGCUAGCGACAGGCUAGCCAGCUAGCUAGCUAGCUAGCUACUAACGUCGCUAACGGUAGUAACGUUAAGCUAGCUAGCGAGCUGUAGUGACUUGCGUCAUGGAUGAACUAGUCGUGGAAGUGAGGGGAACAAGUGGGGCCUUUUAUAAGGCCUUUGUGAAGGAUGUUCACGAAGGAUCGGUCACUGUGGCAUUUGAAAACAAUUGGCAGCCAGAGCGUCAAAUCCCGUUCCAGGAUGUUCGUUUUCCUCCCCCAACAGGACUCUGCAAGGAGAUAAAUGAGAGCGAUGAAGUCGAGGUAUAUUCCAGGGCUAAUGACAAGGAGCCAUGUGGAUGGUGGCUGGCCAAGGUUCGCAUGGUCAAAGGAGAGUUUUACGUAAUAGAGUACGCUGCAUGUGACGCUACAUUAAAUGAGAUAGUGACGCUGGAGCGGUUACGGCCUGUCAACCCCAAUAAACCAGCCACCAAAACCACCUUCAUCAAGAUCCGACUGGAUGUACCGGAGGAUCUCCGACAGAUGUGCUCCAAGGAAUCAGCACACAAAGACUUUAAAAAGGCCGUGGGAGCUUUCAAUGUCACCUACGACUCAGAGAAAAAGCAGCUGGUCAUUUUGUCUGUGAAUGAGGUCACAACAAAGCGGGCCAAUAUGAUGAGCGACAUGCACUUCAGGAGCCUCCGCACCAAACUGUCACUCAUGCUGAGGAACGAAGAGGCCAACAGACAACUGGAGAGUUCUAGGCAGCUGGCGUCGCGGUUUCACGAACAGUUUGUGGUUCGGGAUGAUCUAAUGGGUCUGGCCAUCGGGACUCACGGCGCCAACAUCCAGCAAGCACGCAAAGUCCCGGGAGUCACUAACAUAGACCUGGACGAGGAGACGUGCACCUUUCACAUAUACGGAGAGGACCAGGACGCUGUCCGUAUAGCGAGGAGUUUUCUGGAGUUCUCUGAAGAUGUCAUCAAAGUUCCCCGGAACUUAGUAGGGAAAGUGAUUGGCAAAAACGGCAAACUGAUCCAGGAAGUGGUUGAUAAGUCUGGGGUGGUUCGGGUUCGCAUUGAGCCUGAGAAUGACAAAAAGCCCUCAGCAGUCGCGGCGGCAGCAGCAGACGAUGGACUGGUGCCAUUUGUAUUUGUGGGGACCAAAGAAAGCAUCUCCAAUGCUACAGUACUGCUGGACUAUCACCUCAACUACCUUAAGGAGGUGGAUCAGCUUCGUCUGGAGCGUCUCCAGAUCGACGAGCAGCUGAGACAGAUAGGAGGCGGAGGGGGAGGAGGAGGGACGGGGCCCCGAGCCCUCAAAGACAAAACCUACGUGUUCGAUAAUGGCAUGGGCCUGGGCAUGGGGAGAGGAGCAGGGGGAGGAGGAGGAGGAGGGAAGCCCUACGGAGGAGGGGGAGGAAGAGGUGGCAGAGGGCGAAGAGGAGGAGGUGCAGCUUUCACCUCAGGCACCAACUCGGAGGCAUCCAACGCGUCAGAGACGGAGUCCGACCACAAAGACGAGCUCAGCGAUUGGUCGCUGGCCCCCACCGAGGAGCUGAUGACAGGAGGCGGGACCCUGCCCAGACGGACAGAUGGGAGGAGGAGAGCAGGCGGAGGAGGGCUGCGUGGACGAGGGGGGAGAGGAAGAGGAGGAGGAGGAGGGGGGUAUAAAGGUGAUGACAUGCAGUGGAGCGAGCCAAGACCUCGUCAUGUCAGAGAUCCCAAGACAAGAGCGCAGGAAGACACUCUACAGAUCCGUGUGGACGGGAACGAGCGCAGCGUGCAGCACUCCUCGGGGGGGCGAGGAGGAGGGCCUUCCUCAUCCCAGGGCGGCGUCGGUGCCGGCGGCGAGGGCCCAUCUCGCCAUUACCAUCCGAGACCCAUCAGAGACCGAGGGAUGAAGAAGGACAAACAGGACGCUCCUCUGCUGGUGAACGGAGUGUCGUAGAUACACCACUGGAGGACCGUCUCACUUAGACACACACACUCUCACACACUCACACACACACACACACACACACACACACACACACACACACACACACACACACGCACACACACAGGCAACUCGUCAUAAACAUCGUAGAAUCUCUCUCGCUUUUUCUGUCUCUGUCUUUGUCAAUACACAUAUUUCAUCAGCAUGGAAGAGUUUACCAUAGUGGAGUCCUAGACCAGAGACGACCUGGUAUCUGCUGGUCUGCUCUGUUGAGGUCUGUUGAGUGUACUGGUCUGGUUUGUUCCUGACUCUUCAAGGAUCUCCUGUUCUUCUCUGGAGUGACAAAUAAAAGAAACCAUACUUUUUGGACAUUAAGGAAAAGAAGAGGAGGGAUUUGACUAAAGCGCAUCGCUCACAGAGGCAUUAACCCCAAACAUGCUCCCCUACACAUCAAAAGCAAAUCAUUGUUUGCCUGGUUUAUUUUUUUUUUAAACAAAAUUGGAUGAUUUCAUUUUUUUCCCUACUGCCCUGUUUGGACUUUCUCACACCAGAACAAAUCAAGGGAAUAAUUGGUUGACAUGGACACACUGAAAUAUGAAAUAUGUGUUCCCUCCCUCCUGCUGUACGCUUUAAACAUAUUUUUACUGCAGAUGUUUAUUGUAGAGAUGAUCUGACAGCACAGUUUUAGAGGGGUGGCUGCAGUGUUUCCCACUGGUUGAGAAUUCAUUUUUGGUGGUCUAAAAGCUCCAAAACCCAACACUUGGGAGUCUGCUGCAACACAGCAUUGCAUUUAUAAUAUACUGUAACUAUACUGUGUAGAGGAGUCAUUUAGCGUCUUUCCGAUGCAUCUCCACAGAGACUUUUGAACUCCAUUCUAUAAUACAAAAUCUUUUUUCACAUAUGAGGAGAAACGCACAGCUUUUCAGGCUGGGAGAACGUGUUUGAAGAGGGCACUUUGUUUUGGGAUAGUCAUUUGAAUGCUGGUCCCCAUUUUGACAAGUCAAAACCUGCCUUUGGGAUCGGCAAAGUGGGGAGGAGUUUUGAAGUCAUCUGUGUUUCGUUUCCUCUUGCUGAGAUGAUGUAAAAUUCAUUCAGUCUCUUGGACUGUCAGACCAAGCACGAAUUCAACAAGGUAUUAGACGUACUGAUGGGGAAACAUAAAUCUGAGGCACUCUGAUGCAAAUGUUAAAUAGCUUAACUCCUAAGAGUCUUCAACAGGGUACAACAUGUCAUGCACUGCUGUUAUUUUUCAAAUGAAUUACGUGUCAAAAUGGAAAAAUGACUAGGCCAACAGUGGCUGGGAAUCCACAUUAAAAGCAAGACGCGAGCUUUUAACGUGGAUCUCGCGUCUGUAGUAAGCGCUACUGAAACGUUCAGUCCAUUCGGUCCGCACCGCUCUGUUCGGCCAUCUUUAAGCUCCGAACCAUCUGUCUGUCAGCAGCAGCUUCUGAGAUGCUGUUAGGACAGCUACUGGCCACACUGUCUUUACAACUGUCAGUUGUUCCCAGCAGCAUUGGAUGAUUGAUGAUUCUCCCAAUACUCCUUUAUCUCAUAGACCUGUUUACACAUCCUGUACCAGACUGGUGAGAGCCUUUUCAACCUCAACAGUGGGAUAUUUCACAGAGCGGGCUUAGGCUGUAAGCCAGGCUUACUUUGCUUAGUUCCUCACUCACAUUUAACAAAGCACUCUUGGAGGAUGCCAGUGAAAUAAUUACGGUUCUUUUUGCUUUCAGACAAACCUGGUUAGGUUGCAGGAUUAAGGUGGCAACAUCAUGAAUGUAGAACCUGAUUACAUGAGCUUUUCUUUAAUUUAUGAAAACCUUUGUAUUUAACCUUUUUUGUUUCGCAGUUAGAAAACCUGUUUGAAGUAUUACUGUAGAAGAAACGACAUUUCAUUGAUACCUUGACAAAAUAAAAAUUUGCUGUAAGUUUUAUUCUUCCUGGUUUUCGAACUUAUUCUGGGCCCGCCCCUCUGACUUAAACAUUUUUGUGUAUUACUCUUAUUUAAUUUUUGUUAUUUCCUGUUGGCUGCGUUUUGUAAAUUGUAGAGAGGAGAGAAUCUGAAUUCUAACUUCGAUACAGCAAAUUGUAAUCUUCCUAUACCACAAAAUCAGGUCUUGUUUCGCAACCAUGAAGGGUGCAAUGCAUUUUUUUACAUACAUGAUUUGAAUUGUGCAUUCCUCAAUUUCUUGCUUUUAAAAAUGCAGGACUGCACAUGCCACCCGAUAGAUUUAAAGCAACGGUGAAGUUUAGUGAAAGCGCUCUGAGCUAAGAACACAAAUUCUGGUUUAAUUGAAGCAAGAUAUACAUCCACAAGUCCAGUUUUCUAAGCCUCCUUUGUGAAAUCCCCGUUCUGGAUAAAGAGCAAAGGGUGUCGGGUCAGUGUUCUGCCACGUCUCUAGCUCAUAAUGAGGCUUCUUUCAAUCUUAGUGCCUUGAAUUUAUGCUCCUCAAUUUCUGUGAAUUUGGCCCAUAUUGAGAAGCACCUGAAUAUGUUUUUAUACUGUCUGUUAAACCCAGUGUAACACCCCUUCUGUUUUUUUAGGGUAUACAUGUUUCUUGCAUGUUUCAAACUAUUUUAGGGAGGCACACUGGUGUAAGAUGCCCUCUACAGUUUCUGGUCAUUCAUUUUGUCCCAUAACAUAACAGUUCCAGUUUUUUUUAAUCUUUGCCUCAAACUUGUCUGGCUCGUGCUCGAACUUUGUGACACACCGACGAACACUAAAAAAGAAAAUUAAAUAAAAAAAAGUCAUGUUAUCAAAUAGAUGACUUUAUUUAGACAGUGCAGGUGAACAAAACAAUGUGUUAACGUCAGGCACUCAUCUUGAGGUGCUCCAACCUGCUGUUCGCUUGACACCUCAGUUACUGACUUCAUAAACGUUUUGCAUGGAAAUAUCCUUGUGGCAUCAUCGUCAUCACCAUAAAAAUAAAUAGAGAAGAAUGUAGGUGGCAAGAAGGCCUUUAAAGAUCAUGUACAUUCUUAGUUGCCCCAAAUUGUACCCUAAAUUCAAACUGACUGCAGUAACUUAGAUGGGCUAAUGUUAAAAGUAUUUGUGGAUUUAUGAUUGAAGGGACAUUGAUAAUAGCAUUAGUUUGAAUUAAGAAAACAAAAACUGUUUAAAUGUGAGAAAGUCACUGUAAAACAAAACAAAGCAAAAAAGUUUCGCUGUACAUUUGUAGGCUUUUUCGAAAUUUCAUGAAAAUACUGCAUCAUAAAACUAUCCUUGUUUUAACAACUGUUAUAGCCAGCACAACAUUUGGACCAGCAGAUUAGCUGUGAUCUUUAGCUUUACUGUUGCUAUGUGCAAAUGUUGAGGAAUCAAGUUCUUAACAAGUAAAAUCUACUCUUUUAGGUGUUCUUUUAGCAUAGGACAGGAAUAACCUUGUAAAGUUAGCCUUCAAAUUUAGCUUCCCUCUUUGUGGUGCUCUUAAAUGUUUCAUUUAUUUGCAUUCUUGCUAAAAGUUAGAUGAGAAGAUUGACACCAAGCUAGAGCCAGAAGGCUAGUAGCUUAGCUUAGCUAAAGACUGGAAACGGGGAAACAGCUAGCCUGGCUCUGUCCAAAAUCAGUCUACCAGCACUUUCUAAAACUCACUAAUUAACAUGUCAAAUAUUGGUUGUUUAAUCUAUACUGUGGAAUGUAAAAACUAAAUUUGUGGUUUUAUGGCGUGCAAGCGUAGUUGUCGACGAGACACGAUGGCUUUUUGGCUAGCUGUUUUCCCUCCGUUUUACGCUAAGCUAACUGGCUGCUGGUUCCAGCAUAGCACUUUACAGAUAGACAUGAAAGUGCUAUUGAUCAUCUCAUCUAACUCUCGGCAAGAAAGUGAACACUGUUAAACUCUUCCUUAAAAAAAUAGCGUUCAUUAGGACCUUCAGUGAGCAUAGCAUAAUAUUACUUUACAAUAGGUCGGAUCCACUUUUAGCCAGGCAGACACAAAACAAAAUAGCCAUUGUGCCCCAUCUUCAACAUGUCUUCAAAAAUGCUUAAAAUCUUAAAAGAUCUAAAAGAUUGGUGAGAUUUAUACACAAUAUGGGCUGGCUUAUGGGGGGGGGACUGCGAAUGCUCAGAGAAACCGCAUCAUGUUUUGAGUGACAUGUGCCUUUAAUUGUGGCUAGUAUCACAACCUAGACAUGUAAAUCAGGGAUAGUGAGACGUUGAUAAUAGACCAGAUGUGUAAAGAUGGCUACCACGUGCCGUGACAUCAUUGAUUCACCCUGAGUCGUCGCCGGCCAAGCGGGGUAUUUCUGACCUUCUUUUAAACUCAAAGGGUGCGUCCGGGAAACUCCCUGCUUUUACCACCUGGUCCUUUUUAAACACUGAAGGUGUUGUGUCCUUGUACAGUCGACAAACAUAAGCCCGUGGCUUAUGACCUGGUUCAAUUGAUCUAUGAAAUGGAUUCAGUUACUUUUGUAGACCGGUGCACUUCAUGACCCUUGAAUGGCUACGUUGGCGCCUUUGGUUCCGUUCCACAAGUCAAAGGCUAGGUCCCAGGUCCUUAAAUUGCAUGCACGUUUCCUUUACUUGCUUCCCCUUCCUCGCGUCUUAGUCCGUCCCACCGAGGAAGCACAGGAGAGACAGGAGAAUAUCAUGCGAGGAGAGAGGAAACGAGGACAAUUGUUUUUAGAGGGGUGAGACGUCGUUUCCUGUGAAUCGUCACGUACAGUAAAUGCGUCGGCUGUAUGGGAGGGGUUAGCGACGGCUUUCAGCUGCACGGCUUCCGGUUAAAGGCAGCUUUCGUGUAUCCUCGCUCAUAGCUCCUCGGAGAUCCCUCCUCGAUCCUAACUUCGAGACGGCCUUCAAGAAGGCGGACCAGAACGACUUCCGGUUCAAACGAGGAGCGUUGAGAUAUCAAAUAAGAGACUUGGGGUCCACCCAAAGACUGCUAUUUCUCCAUUCAAACCCCCUUUUUAAAAUGGUUUCUUGAGAUGCAAAAUAGUGUGACCCAGUGUAACCUCCCUGUCUCUCUUUCCUUCUCGGAAAAGUAACUGAGAAGAUUUCAGAGGUUGAGCCAGGUCUUAUCUUUUACCGGAGAUCAGUUUACCUUUUUAGUCUUGUGAUGCAUGUACAUCUUUAUUAUGGAUUUUGACAGACUUUCUGUAGGUUAAAACACGUUUAAAAAA
Molecule: messenger RNA, 7358 nt
Organism: Sander lucioperca (pikeperch)
Lineage: Eukaryota; Metazoa; Chordata; Actinopteri; Perciformes; Percidae
Gene: fmr1
Product: FMRP translational regulator 1
Exons: 15
Coding region: 429-2252 (607 amino acids)
Biological process (GO): DNA damage response; positive regulation of protein phosphorylation; regulation of dendritic spine development
Cellular component (GO): presynapse; postsynaptic density; neuronal ribonucleoprotein granule
Molecular function (GO): mRNA 3'-UTR binding; translation regulator activity; protein homodimerization activity
Source: RefSeq, a predicted model, not a curated record